This is a messenger RNA of Nicotiana attenuata, 974 nucleotides long. RefSeq lists its product as uncharacterized. The transcript has 3 exons. Lineage: Eukaryota; Viridiplantae; Streptophyta; Magnoliopsida; Solanales; Solanaceae. The record is from RefSeq and is a predicted model, not a curated record. Bases 125 to 628 code for a protein of 167 amino acids.
UACAUGUAUAUAAGUUUGUUAGGAAGGGAAGGACUGCUUGGCUAGCUUGAGUGAGACCUAUACUAGCAUAUAGUUUCGCCCUUAUCUCAUAUUCUUUUAUUCUUCUCAUGAUUAGAUCAAAUAGAUGGGGAAUUGUCAAGCAAUAGAUGCAGCUGCACUAGUAAUACAACACCCAAGUGGAAAAAUAGAGAGGAUGUAUUGGCCAGUGAGUGCUAAUGAAGUGAUGAAAAUUAAUCCUGGUCAUUAUGUUACUCUCAUUAUUCCACUCCCUAACUCUGCCUCUGGUCAGGAUAAAACUGUACGUUUUACCAGAGUUAAGCUUCUUCGGCCAACUGAUACUUUAGUUCUUGGCAGAGCAUAUCGACUUGUUACAACUCAAGAGGUGAUGAAGGUACUAAGAGCUAAGAAACAUGGAAAGAUGAGAAAGAAGCAGCAAGAAUUGAAGGAAAAAUCAGUGAAUCAGAGGUCAAGUGGUGAGCUUGAAGCUGGAAAUUCUGAACAAGACAAGGAUAGUCAGGCCAUAAAACAUGAAAGACAGAAGCGAAGGCCUCGGGUGUCAAACUCUGCUGCUGCAAGGUCCAAAUCAUGGCGUCCUUCUUUGCAGAGUAUUUCAGAAUCCAGCAGCUGACUAUAGUUGUGACUGAAAUAUCGACAGUGGGACUCUUUAAAAUCAUAGAAUGUUGACACAAGGAACCAACAGAAGGCCAAUCACAUCUUUAGUACAUGGGUACAGUGGUGGAUUCAGAAUUUAGAUGUCGUGGGUUCUUAAAUGUAUAUUUAGCUCUAUCUAAACUUGAUUUUCACACAUACUGACAGAGUUCGAUCGCGAAGUACUGGGUUAAUGAACCCAUAAAUCGAUAGUUGGAUCCGCCGUUGGUUGUUGAAUGAUAAUACCUCUGUGUAAAUUACAAUGGAAAUGCGAUCAUCCCUUCUGCGUAAAAUAUUCCAUAAUGAAAAUACAUUAUUUUGCAUAA